Molecule: messenger RNA, 2618 nt
Organism: Notolabrus celidotus (New Zealand spotty)
Lineage: Eukaryota; Metazoa; Chordata; Actinopteri; Labriformes; Labridae
Product: circularly permutated Ras protein 1-like
Exons: 21
Coding region: 122-2440 (772 amino acids)
Biological process (GO): COPII-coated vesicle cargo loading; endoplasmic reticulum to Golgi vesicle-mediated transport; intracellular protein transport
Cellular component (GO): endoplasmic reticulum exit site; COPII vesicle coat
Molecular function (GO): SNARE binding; zinc ion binding
Source: RefSeq, a predicted model, not a curated record
AGUGAAUGACAAGACAACACAAAGGAGUUGAGACAUUUCUGAGACCAGGGAGGGUUUCAUGUUUAUAGUUGUACUGUACCGUCAGAAAACAGAGGACUCUACAUGAGAGGCAACACUCAUAAUGGAAUUUGCUUGUGGGUUUGUUUACGUUCCACCAACAGUGAAUCAGAAGGAUGGCCAGCGUAUCAUGAAACGCUCAGCUCUACUUCCUCCUGUUAACUGGAUCCGUCCUUGCACUCCUCCACCUCCUCCUCCAACGAGCUCUGCAGAAGCAAAAUCACCCAAAUACCACCAGUCUCAACCUAAGAUUAUUGAACAGUUGGAAAAAACCAAGGAAGUGAAGAAAGUGGUGAAGCCAUCUCCCUUCUAUGAAAACGCAGAAUUUCACAAAAAAACAGAGUUAGCGUCUUCCAUCAGUAAAUCUCCUCAGCACACACCGACACCUCCUCGAAAAACAGCUCUUCUUCCACCACACAUGCGGCCUUCAGUAAACAGCCAGUCUCUUCCUUUGAGCAACCCGCUCCCUUCCUCCAACACCAACAGCCAGAAAUUCACCUAUGACCUCCCUGAAAAAGAGCCAGACUUAAAUACACAACCCUGGGACCCAAACUACUCGUACACCACACCCGAAGGGGCCGGGGCUGCGGUGAGGCUGCCAGCUGACACCAGCAGCAUUUCAGCACAGGCGGCAGCACCACCUCUACCUCCAAGACCUUCAUUCAUGAUGUCAAUGCCAGAGUAUCUGGUGCUGUUACCAACAGCCCCUUCAUUAUCUUCAUCCUCUCAAAAAUCACCCUCAGACUCAUCCUGUUCACCAUCACCUUCAGGAUCUGCAGAUAAGAGUCUCCUGCCAGGGAACCCUAACGUGCUGCUUGUCAGUUUAGAAAAAAUGCUCUCAGAGGAACGAGUGCAGGCAAUGCUAGGAGAGCCCACCUCCUGCUCCCAGUGUGGCUCUGUGCUCGACUCCUGCUACGACAAUGUGGUUGCUUCAUGUUGUUUUUGUCAGUCCUGUGAGUCUACCAGCUCUCCCGGUACGCCACAGACUACGCUGACUGGUUACCAGGAUGGUCUCUUUGUGCUCUAUCCUAAUGAAAAGCUGCUGUGUGUUGCGGACACUCUGCUGCUCUUCUGCAUCGACAUCUCAGGCUCCAUGAGCAUCACCUCACAGGUGUUUGAGGGAGAGCAAGUUGUCCACAGAUCCAGACUCCAUUUUGUCCAGGGAGCCGUGCUGCAGUGUGUUCAAAGACUGAGUGAGCAACAACCGGACUUACGAGUGGGACUGAUCACCUUCAACAACCAGGUGACACUGCACGGCUAUGAGAAUUUCACUUCACAUUUCCUGAGCAGUGCUGAGUUGGCAGACUGCGACUAUCUGACAGAGGCUGCAGCCAAUUUUCCCAUCCCCCCUCCCCUCUCACAGACCAAGGACUACUUACAGAGACAAGUCCAGGGAUUAUCUGAAAGUGGGACCACAGCUCUUGGUCCAGCUGCUCUCUUGGCGAUUACAAUGGCCUCCAGACAGCCCGGGUCCAAGGUGAUUAUCUGUACAGAUGGGAAGGCCAACACAGAUUUGGGGAAUCUAGAGGUAGAGGACAAUGAUGCUCGCACCCUCCUCUCAUCCACCAUCUUCUACCAAGAGCUCGGAGAAUACGCUGCUAAUCAGGGUGUGACAGUGUCUGUGCUGUCUAUAGAGGGGACAGACUGCAGGCUGGACGAGCUGGGACGACUUGCUGAUCGCACAGGAGGGAAAGUGAUAAUAGCAAGUCCCAACAUGUUGCACCCAGAAUUUGAACACAUCAUAAAGAACAGCACCAUAGCUACACACUGUACUGUCACAUUACUGCUGCCUCAGUCACUGCGUGUGAAAGGAGAGAGGGAGUCAGGUCACAAAGCAACCAGAGAGGUGGGGAACGUGGACCCAAACACAGAGAUCACGUUCCAGUUUGGAGCAAAUGAACUGGACGCAGAAGUCCCAGCUCCAGCCUUUGGUAGCCGUGUUUCCAUCCAGCUGCAGGUCAGGUACAAACAGAGGAACGGACAGACGAUGCUCAGAGUGAUAACAUCAGACAGAGAAGUCACUGAUGACAGCUCGGCGGCCCUGUCCUCUCUCUCUUUGGCCAUCAUUCAGCUCAACUCGUCUCAGGCCAGUGCCGCUCUGGCCGUCAGAGGACGCUUCCUGGAUGCUAGGACUGAAGGCGAGCUGCAGAGGAAGCUGAUCGAGAGAGCAAUAGAGCAUAAUCGCAGUGCAGAAGACAAACAGACAUAUCAAGACUGGGUUAAAACAAUGGAACCAAUAUACAACAACAUACAUAAUUUUACAAGGAGAAAAUCAGUUGUUUCAGAUUCACAGUCUCUAACAGACGCUGGAGCAGCACUGCUCUACACCAUGAAGCACUGCAACAGAAAAUCCAUCUCAGUGAAGAACAAACAGAAACUCUGACCUCAAACUUUUUUUUGCUUUUUUGGAAGCAACACAUGUAUAACUGCUACAGUUUGAUUCUGAUUAUUUGGCUGAAAACCCUCAAAUAUUUCACAAUGUGAAUAAUGUAUUACAACGUAUCAACAUAAAACACUGCCAUAUGUCCCAUAAAGAUCUUGAAAAUGAUUCCACCCUUUGU